This is a messenger RNA of Sander lucioperca (pikeperch), 2284 nucleotides long. Its product is annotated as probable ATP-dependent RNA helicase DDX41. Gene Ontology annotation, cellular component: spliceosomal complex. Gene Ontology annotation, molecular function: ATP binding; RNA binding; zinc ion binding. Gene Ontology annotation, biological process: mRNA splicing, via spliceosome. NCBI's taxonomy places the organism in Eukaryota, Metazoa, Chordata, Actinopteri, Perciformes, Percidae. The transcript is spliced from 17 exons. The record is from RefSeq and is a predicted model, not a curated record. Bases 203 to 2047 code for a protein of 614 amino acids.
CGAAGACCGGACUGUCGCUUUGAAAUGCAGCGUCUCGCUAAGGUUUGACCCUUCCAGCGUUCCGUACAGUAUCAAAGCUAGCUGUGUUGUGAAAACAUGUGUAUUAGCUAGGUCUAUGUAUUGAAUUGUGGGUAGCGUAUUUGCUCAACAACGUUGUGGCUUUAGCUAGUACAUAGAGAACGUUACUGUAUUCAUAAAUAAAAUGGAAACCGAAAAUCGACCCCAAAAGAGAUCCCAUGGGGAGGAUGAAAGGUCUGGCUCAGAAGGAUCAGAGGAUGACGAUUAUGUUCCUUACGUUCCAGUCAAAAUAAGAAAACAUCAAAUGAUACAGAAGAUGUUACGUCUGCGAGGAAAGGCAGUGGACGAGGAGCAGAAGGACAGUGGGGAGGAGCAGAGAGAUGAGGACGAGGGUCUUGGUCCACGCUCCAACGUCAGUCUCCUUGACCAGCAUCAGCACCUCAAAGAAAAAGCAGAAGCCCGUAAGGAGUCCGCCAAGGAGAAGCAGCUGAAAGAGGAAGAGAAGAUUCUUGAGAGCGUUGCAGAGGGCAGAGCUCUAAUGUCCGUAAAAGAAAUGGCCAAAGGUAUCAUAUAUGAUGAUCCCAUAAAAACAAGCUGGAAGGCACCGCGCUACAUCCUGAAUAUGCCAAAGACCCGACAUGAGCGCGUCAGGAAGAAGUUUCACAUCCUUGUUGAUGGAGACGGAAUCCCUCCUCCAAUCAAAAGUUUCAGGGAGAUGAAGCUUCCACCAGCAAUCCUAAAAGGUUUGAAAAAGAAGGGAAUUGUGCAUCCCACGCCAAUUCAAAUUCAAGGAAUCCCUACAGUUCUGUCAGGUCGAGACAUGAUUGGCAUAGCCUUCACUGGUUCUGGAAAGACUUUGGUCUUCACUCUGCCAAUCACCAUGUUUGCGCUGGAGCAGGAGAAAAGGCUGCCUUUCUUUAAGAGAGAGGGACCAUAUGGACUCAUCAUCUGUCCUUCACGAGAGUUGGCGAGGCAGACUCACGGCAUCAUCGAGUACUACUGCAAGCUGCUGGAGGAGGAAGGAGCUCCUCAGCUGCGCACUGCCCUCUGCAUCGGAGGAAUGUCUGUCAAGGAUCAGAUGGAGGUAGUAAAACAUGGUGUCCACAUGAUGGUUGCUACCCCUGGCAGACUGAUGGACUUGCUGCAGAAGAAGAUGGUGAGUCUGGACAUCUGCCGCUACUUGGCUCUGGAUGAGGCUGAUAGGAUGAUUGACAUGGGCUUUGAGGAAGACAUCAGAACCAUCUUCUCCUAUUUCAAGGGACAAAGGCAAACCCUGCUUUUUAGCGCCACUAUGCCCAAGAAGAUCCAGAACUUUGCCAAGAGUGCGCUGGUCAAACCUAUCACUAUCAACGUAGGCAGGGCCGGAGCUGCCAGCUUGGAUGUCAUCCAGGAAGUGGAAUACGUCAAAGAGGAGGCCAAGAUGGUGUACCUGCUCGAGUGUCUCCAGAAAACACCACCUCCUGUGCUGAUAUUUGCUGAGAAGAAGGCCGAUGUAGAUGCCAUCCAUGAGUAUCUCUUGCUAAAAGGAGUAGAAGCGGUGGCCAUCCAUGGAGGAAAAGAUCAGGAGGAAAGAACAAAAGCCAUCGAGGCAUUUAAAGAAGGAAAGAAAGAUGUCUUAGUUGCCACAGACGUUGCCUCCAAGGGUCUGGAUUUCCCAGCUAUACAGCAUGUAGUGAAUUAUGACAUGCCGGAGGAGAUAGAAAACUAUGUCCAUAGAAUCGGAAGAACUGGAAGAUCAGGCCAGACCGGUAUUGCCACUACAUUCAUCAAUAAAGGCUGUGAUGAGUCUGUGUUGAUGGACCUUAAAGCUCUGCUAGUUGAAGCCAAGCAGAAGGUUCCUCCAGUCCUCCAGGUGCUCCAGACAGGAGAUGAGACCAUGCUGGACAUCGGAGGAGAGAGGGGCUGUACAUUCUGCGGCGGUCUGGGUCAUCGUAUUACAGACUGCCCUAAGUUGGAGGCCAUGCAGACCAAGCAGGUCACCAACAUCGGACGGAAAGACUACCUGGCUCACAGCUCAAUGGACUUCUAAGAGUUUUUGAUUAAAGAGAAGAUUCUCCUAUGUUAAAUGGAACAGAAAAUUUCUGACGAAAUGGUAGAGCUGUGUCACGCCACUGAACUAAGGAAGUGUGUUUUUAUCACCACCUGACAUAGUUUGCAGGUUCAUCAGAUGAAUUUUCUUUUUGCCCUUUUUUUUUUGUCCUGAUGUGUAGACUUUGUAAUAUACAUUUUUGAUACUCCAAUUGUAAAUAAAAAACACUUAUCUGUU